AGCCUUCCAUUGUACUAUUUCGGCUAUGGGCAAACGAGUUUAGGGAAGGCAUAUACGAGUGGAGUGGAAUGCAAAAUAUCAAAGCCACAGUUUGAUCAGCAGUUCAUUGACUCAAGGAAACCUCGAGUAGUAUCCAAGAUUCUGCCCACAACUGCAAAUGCAAGGAAUAUCAAAAUAAUCCCGAGGAUAGUCGAACAUUGCAUAAAGAAAAGACUCCAAUGGAACACUUGCUUUGCUUGCAAGAUAUGUAAAGAAAGUGAAUAUUACGAAGAUAUGAUGCGGUAUUUGCGAAAGAAUUUAGCGCUAUUUCCCUAUCACCUUGCAGAGUAUGUUUGCCGUGUAAUGAGGAUAUCACCUUUCAGAUACUAUUGUGAUAUGAUUUUUGAGAAGAUCAUGUGGAAGCUGAACAAGUCAAUUGCAAAAGAACUUUUACCUACACAGCCAGUUGAUUUUGCAAUUGAACCAUGGUGGGGAGUUUGUCUCGUCAACUUUACAUUGGAAGAAUUUAAGAGACUAUCGGAAGAAGAAAUGGCAACAAUGGAUAAGGUAUGCAAGGAGGAGGCAAAUUCUUAUAUCCUAUUUGUUCCCGACAUAAUUAAGGGUCUCUAUCGGUGGGGAUUGAUAUCGAGGGAUUUGUUUCCAACAGGGAGCAGUCAUAUGAAGAUCCUAUUGAGGAGUUGCUAUAUGCAGUAUUUGUUGUUUCAAGUGAGAAUUCAACUGUUGCUGAGCUCACAGCAACUUUACAGGCUGACCUUUCAUAGCUGCAGGCCGCUGCAUCUUUUGCAUGUCGAUUGGGAUGGGCAGUAAAAGUAAUUGAUCCAGCGUCUAUUCUUCAAGACACAAGCGUGGGAUCUCUUGCACCUGCAACUUUAGAACGGUUGUUUCUUCGUGAUUAUGAUAUUGUUGUAGCAGAAAAGCAGGCCUAGCAAAUGUUAUCUGAGCGCCGGCGAAUUGAAGCACCAUCUACUCCAGCAACAGAGAACAGCAUGCCUCCACCACCAUCAUAUGAAGAGGUCAGCGGUCUCUUUGCUUCCGAAAUCUAUGAUGGAUCAACAGACAAUGUGGAUUAUUUCUUGGGAGAGGUUGUGAAUUCAUUCAAAGCUGUAACUGAUGUGGAGUUUAGUUUGUCUAUUGGUGAUUAUGUCAUUGUCCGGAAGGUCUCAAGCAGUGGUUGGGCUGAAGGUGAAUGUAAGGGAAAAGCCGGUUGGUUCCCAUUUAACUAUGUGGAAAGGCGAGAACGUGUGCUUGCGACCAAGGUGGCUGAAGUCUUCUGAGGUUACCCAGUGGUGGAGCUUUUCUUACCUUUGUUUUUAUCAGAAAUUUUCAUCUCUUCUAUUGGUUUAACAGUGGAGAUGACUUUUUUGUGGAAGCAUUUUGUCAAGAUGGAAGGAUUUACUUCACCAUUGCACUUAGACAUUUUGGAGAUGACUUCUCUGUUUUCUUUACUUGUUUUGAAUGUUCAGGUUUUGGACACUGUAUGAAUUAUGUUGUAGACGUAAUUUUA
Messenger RNA from Morus notabilis, 1504 nucleotides. RefSeq lists its product as uncharacterized. Lineage: Eukaryota; Viridiplantae; Streptophyta; Magnoliopsida; Rosales; Moraceae. The coding region runs from base 274 to 807 and encodes 177 amino acids. The record is from RefSeq and is a predicted model, not a curated record. The transcript is spliced from 11 exons.